AUGGAUCGAUGGAUGGGUUGCCAGGGCAGGCUUGGGGAUCACACUACGCAAGUACUAGACUCGGACACUUGGGCGUCAUCAUCAUCAUCAUCAGCAUCAAUUUUUGUCGUCGGCGUUCUCAGCAGCGGGCCCUCGUCGGCGGCAAGCGGCCUCGGCCUCGGACGUCCGGCCUUCACUCCCUUCCCUCUCCAGCUCUGGCUGUCCCUUCCCUUCCCUCGCAACGAGGAGGCAUCGUCAUUGCUCGAGGCCGCAAACAAGCCACCCCCCGCCCGGACGCGCGGGGCGCCCAUCCCAAUCCCGAUCCCAAUCUCAAUCCCGCCGUCCACAUCCAUCCUUCCACGCAUCCGUUGCCAAUGCUAG
Messenger RNA from Purpureocillium takamizusanense, 360 nucleotides. RefSeq lists its product as uncharacterized. The record is from RefSeq and is a predicted model, not a curated record. NCBI's taxonomy places the organism in Eukaryota, Fungi, Ascomycota, Sordariomycetes, Hypocreales, Ophiocordycipitaceae. The transcript has a single exon. The coding region runs from base 1 to 360 and encodes 119 amino acids.